GGCUCACGAGUCACGAAAAUGGAUCGGCAAAACUUGUGCUGCUAACCUGCUCCUUCGCCGCCGGCGGGAGCGGCAACCCAGAAAUGCCGCCCUUGACCACCGUCCUCUCCUCCUCUUCCAUCCGCUCUCCACCUCGCGGCGGAGCCCCAGCAAGAACCGCCUGUUCUGUGGCCGUCCCUCGCGGCCGCCGUGACAGCAGCAAGAAGCCCAUCCCCGAACCCACCGCGCUGCCGUUCUUGCUCCCGGAGAACCACCCCCGGCCGUGGCUGGCCCGGUGCCUCCACGCGCUUGCCGGCGCCGCCGCUGUGCUCGUAGUCGCGGUCGCGCAGGCUCCCCCUCCCGUCGCCCACGCCUCCUCCAUGGGCGGGCGUUCGCCGCCGGACGCCGCCGCAUACCUCUGCGAAGAUGUCCAGCGCUACUACGCCGGCCUGGAUGGCCUGGCCGGCGACGAGCUGAGGACGAAGCUCGCCGCCGUCGUCUCGCCUCAUGCCGCCCUGCGUUACAAAGAUGUGUGGGACGCGCUCAAGAUUCUUGAUGCAGCAGAUGCAGAACAUCCAGAGGCAUCCUCUGAAGUGAUUGAGAUAUACUCGCAGAGAGCUGUGCCGAAGCACUUAGCAGGCAAACCAGAUGGAUGGAACAGAGAACACUUGUGGCCUCGAUCAUAUGGCCUAACUUAUGGUCCAUCAUUGACCGAUAUUCACAAUAUCCGUCCUGCGGAUGUCAAUGUAAACUCUUCAAGGGGAAACAAAUAUUUUGGAGCAUGCACUGCCACAUCAGUAAGAUGUGUGCGGCCAGCGAAUCAUGAAGCAGCACCCGACACUGAGACAGACAGUGAAAAGUGGACACCUCCUUUUCAGGUGCGUGGAGAUGUAUCUAGGUCCCUGAUGUACAUGGCAGUAAGCUAUGGAUCUGGCCAGAUGGAUGGAACUCCACAUUUGGAACUUUCUGAUUCACCAAGUAUCCACAAAAGAAAGAUGGGUCUCCUAUCAGCUCUCCUACGGUGGAAUGAACUUGACCCACCAUCAAGAUCAGAGCAGCUUAGAAAUGACAGAGUUUGCAGCUUCUACCAGCAUAAUCGAAAUCCUUUUGUCGAUCAUCCAGAAUAUGCAAAUCUUAUAUGGAGGAACCCUCCUACCAAAAGUUCAACUUUCAUCAGGAAAUCACAGAUGGCUUGGGUCAAUGAGUUCCAUUAUGAAAAUAAAGGCAAAGAUGAGAAUGAGUUUGUGGAGUUGGUGAUACAUACGUCUUUAGAUGCAAAGGAUCUCAUGCUCGUACUGUAUAAUGGAGCAAAUGGGCGAAUGUAUCGCUCUCUUAAUUUUGCAGACAGGGAAGCCUUCACUGUCACAGAAAGACGUUCUGAUUAUCUGUUAUACACAGUGUCUACCCCUCUCCAAAAUGGACCAGCCGAUGGCAUUGCUCUUGUGUUCUGUAGAGACAUAAGCGAAGCCGAAGUCUUGGAAUUUUUGUCCUAUGAGGGGAGCCUGAGAGCACAGGAUGGACCUGCCAAGGGUAUAGUCUCCACAGAUAUCAUGCUCAGGGAGACAGAUGAGUCAUCUGAUCAUGAUUCGCUGGGACUUACUGGAUGCAGCAUUGAUGAGUUUGCAUGGAGAAAGAUGGCAGGGAAUGGAACACCUGGGAAGCUGAAUGCUGGACAGAUGUUUUAGUGCAAUUUAUCCGUGUCUGAAUGUCCAUCUGAAACCCUGAAAUUAAAAGAGGUAUCUGACAACUCGUACAACUAAAGGUUGUGAAAGUUAGCGAGCCUCAAGUGAAGGUCAUACUUCUGUAGAAGUUGACAGUGGUAUUCCUUCAUUUGAGGCUCCUGAAAAUAAGGAAGACUACACAUACAACGAGAUGAACUUUGGUAUGCUUCAUGCAUGAGACUAUUGCCCCAUGGAGGCGCUAUGGAAACAUGUAGACAGAAGUUUGAGCUCCAAUUGAUAUGUGAAUACACCAAAAGGUAAAUAUUUUAUUUAACAUAUUGGUUGAUACGCUGUAAGUGGAUACAAACAGACAGGAAUUAAUAGCAGAGGAGUUGCUAUUAAUUUACAUCAAAUUGUAUUCUGAACUGACGAAGGACAUGGAAAUGAAAGAAUUGGUUGAUCACUCUGUAGAUGACCUUCAUUGUAUUCUGAACUUUCUUUGUUAAUUUCGUGUAUCAACCAGCACGGUUGGUAAACUGUGCGAUUUCUGUGUGUACUAACCUGAUAGUAAAUUGACACUUGUACAGUUUGUACGUAUUUUGUCUCAUUUCAAUUUGUGUUGUUUA
Messenger RNA from Phragmites australis (common reed), 2266 nucleotides. RefSeq lists its product as uncharacterized. The transcript has 8 exons. Gene Ontology annotation, molecular function: nuclease activity. The record is from RefSeq and is a predicted model, not a curated record. The coding region runs from base 84 to 1664 and encodes 526 amino acids. NCBI's taxonomy places the organism in Eukaryota, Viridiplantae, Streptophyta, Magnoliopsida, Poales, Poaceae.